Molecule: messenger RNA, 2439 nt
Organism: Myotis daubentonii (Daubenton's bat)
Lineage: Eukaryota; Metazoa; Chordata; Mammalia; Chiroptera; Vespertilionidae
Gene: SIX1
Product: SIX homeobox 1
Biological process (GO): regulation of skeletal muscle cell proliferation; regulation of transcription by RNA polymerase II; skeletal muscle fiber development
Cellular component (GO): transcription regulator complex; nucleus
Molecular function (GO): RNA polymerase II cis-regulatory region sequence-specific DNA binding; DNA-binding transcription factor activity, RNA polymerase II-specific
Source: RefSeq, a predicted model, not a curated record
GGCGCGCGGGCUGGCCAGACGCGGAUAGGCGCCUCCCGCAGCCAAUCAGCGCGCUGGGGACGCUGCGCGCUUUAAGGCAGCUGCCGGGAGAACAGAAACCAAGUUCCCCGGCAACGAGCAGCAUCCACCCGGCGGAAGGCUGGAGCCAGCUGGGCCCGAAAGGCUGCGGAGCGAGCCGGCCACUCGGUGUCCUGCGCGCGCUCCACUCCUCGUCCUGCUCGUUCUCUUGGUUCGCCCAUCCCCAAAUCUCGACUUAUUUUUUCGGCCAGGGAAAGCCUAGGAAGGGGGUUAGGAGCAGCCGCGCCCCCCUCCCUGCGGCCGCCGCCCCCUGCAUUUUCGGCUCCGUUCCCUGCCGCGUGCGCCCGGGCAGUGCGCCCCGGCAGGCCCCAGCCAUGUCGAUGCUGCCGUCGUUCGGCUUUACGCAGGAGCAAGUGGCGUGCGUGUGCGAGGUUCUGCAGCAAGGUGGGAACCUGGAGCGCCUGGGCAGGUUCCUGUGGUCGCUGCCCGCCUGCGACCACCUGCACAAGAACGAGAGUGUGCUCAAGGCCAAGGCCGUGGUCGCCUUCCACCGCGGGAACUUCCGCGAGCUCUAUAAGAUCUUGGAGAGCCACCAGUUCUCGCCUCACAACCACCCCAAGCUGCAGCAACUGUGGUUGAAGGCGCACUACGUGGAGGCCGAGAAGCUGCGCGGCCGGCCGCUCGGUGCCGUGGGCAAAUAUCGGGUGCGCCGAAAAUUCCCGCUGCCGCGCACCAUCUGGGACGGCGAGGAGACCAGCUACUGCUUCAAGGAGAAGUCGCGGGGUGUGCUGCGGGAGUGGUAUGCGCACAACCCCUACCCCUCGCCGCGUGAGAAGCGGGAGCUGGCCGAGGCCACCGGCCUCACCACCACCCAGGUCAGCAAUUGGUUUAAGAACCGGAGGCAAAGAGACCGGGCCGCCGAGGCCAAGGAAAGGGAGAACACCGAAAACAAUAACUCCUCCUCCAACAAGCAGAAUCAACUCUCUCCUCUGGAAGGGGGCAAGCCGCUCAUGUCCAGCUCAGAAGAAGAAUUCUCACCUCCCCAAAGUCCAGACCAGAACUCGGUCCUUCUGCUGCAGGGCAAUAUGGGCCACGCCAGGAGCUCAAACUAUUCUCUCCCGGGCUUAACGGCCUCACAGCCCAGCCACGGCCUGCAAGCCCACCCGCAUCAGCUCCAGGACUCCUUGCUGGGCCCUCUCACCUCCAGUCUGGUGGACUUGGGGUCCUAAGUGGGGAGGGACUGGGGCCUCGAAGCAGCGACUAGGGACACUUGUAAAUAGAAUUCAGGAACAUUUUUGCAGCUUGUUUCUGGGGUUCUUUGUGCAUAAAGGAACGGUGGACUUUCACAAAUAUCUUUUUAAAACUCAAAACCAACAGCCAUCUCAAACUUAGUCACCUCCUUCUCUCCAGCUCUUUCCACUUUUGCAUUUCCCCUCUCAGUGCAGAAAUCAGGAAAAAAAAAAACCACAAAAAACCCAAACAAACAAAAGCACCCAGUCACCCAGUCUUAGUUCUGGGCAACCCAUCUGCCUGCUUCAGUAGUCUUUUUUUUUUUUCUUUCCAAUGAAUGGGAAUUACAAAUCAACUAGAUUUUAAUUAUUUCCCUUUAAUUUAUUUAUGGAAAAAUCUUUUGGGAAGAAGAGAAGGAAAUGAAAAAGAGAGAGAGAAAUAAGUCAAAAUAGUGAAAACAAGAGCCUCUAGCCCAGGAGGAAAUGGUUGCAUUCUUAAGGUGAAAAGGACAAAUAUGAUCUUAUAACUUUUAUUGAUGGGGAAAAUUAAGUUUACAUUUUUCAUAUUUAGUGUUAAACAGUUUUAUGUAGCUUAAAAUGAAAUAACAGUAUUAGGGGGAAAAACAAGUGCCUAAAUGUCUUAAUGCUCUCUGCAUGUGGCAGUUAGAAGUGACCAUUAGUAGUAAUACAACUAUUUUUGUCAAAUUUAGUGGGGUAUUUUUGGUUGUUCUUUGUUUUCUUGGGUUUUUUUUUUUUUUAUGGCCAGCUUUAAAAAUGUAACAAUGUGAGAAACAAAACAAAACACUCCUGAAUGCCAUUUCUUCUCAUGCCCUUGGAAGUGUUCAUAUCUGUAUCCUUCUCCUGUUAAGGGUUGCCCCUGUUCCUAGUUUCUAGCUUGCAACAAAUAUGGGACAAAUCUGGCAAUCUGGUAUUUGUUACUAAAACAGCAUGUGUUUUCAGGUUUCUUUUCUAUUGUACCUAAACCUGUCUAAAUUAAAACUUAGUAGAACACCAGGAGUACGAUUCUGUUUCUCAAAGGUGAGUUGUGUAUUGCUGUCAUUGCUGCUCCCUCUUCCCCCUGUUUCAACAUAGUUUUGUUGCUCUUCUACUUAAUGGUGGUUAUGGAUUGCAGGGUACCUGAACCAAGAGUGGUGACUGAGUGAAUUAUAUGACAGAAAAAGAGUGAAUUUGG